Triticum turgidum subsp. durum (durum wheat) is the source of this 2226-nucleotide messenger RNA. NCBI's taxonomy places the organism in Eukaryota, Viridiplantae, Streptophyta, Magnoliopsida, Poales, Poaceae. The record is from the annotation of a GenBank genome assembly.
AUGCCGGACCUCUCCCCGUCCAAGGGGGUGCUCUCAUGCCUGUACAGCAGGUGCGACAGUGCCUCUCAGUCCAAAGGCACGCAUAAGCUUCUCUUCGACCUCAUCCUCGACUACUACGACAAGGCGGUCGAUCGGCUGCCCGUUAAGGAGAUGCCGCCGGACGUUGACCUCCUCCGCCUCGUAGAAGGCUCCGGCUUCUGUUUCGGCCUCCUCGAUCCCGUCUCCAACAUUAUCUUCAACACCAUCUCCGUCCUACCGCACGACAUCGGAGCAACCCCAAAGCCAUCUUCUCCAUGCCGAAAGAAGUCCAAGAGGACUCUCCCCAAAAUCACUCGAAAACCUAAGUGGGACGAGAUUGCAUCGAAAUCUUACAAAGGUCUCAUUGAUUUCAUGCUGAGCUACUUUGGAUGCCUCAGCAAGGACCAGGCCGCCCGCUACCUCUUCUGGUCCAGCGCCGAUGUUAGCCUUGCCGUCAUGCUUGUCGAGUAUGAAUUUGGCACAGAUAAUCCUUUGCUCCCCUACCCUGGCUCCGAAAGGACGCAGGCUGCCCUCAAAAUGGCGGCGCUCGGAGCACGUCACACUGCACCCGACAGCUUUGUGCGGUUCGUGACGUCCCAGUACCCCAGGAACAUUCUGCUCAACUCGGCCCGUGUUCUGGCGGAUAGUGGCCGGAAGCUCCACAUUGCCGAUGUCAAAGGCAUUGUCGAUCUGGUGCACUCUCUGGACACGCCCUGCUACGAUGCCAAAGUAGCCCUGCUGCCGAACGGAAGAACUGUCUGCUACGUUCAGAAGAUCACCUUUCAUGGAGAAGUCCUUGCAGCAGAAGCAGUCACCAGCAAGAUUUCUGACCUCGGAGAUGGCUACAGCAGCAGCAGCACCACCACCACACUCUGCCCAGCCGGAUACCACAUCACAUAUGUGCGCCAUAUUGGAUUGGAGAGGCUAUCUUAUUGUUUGUCAGAGGCCAAUGCAGAAAAGCACAGGUUAAAUGCCGCGUGCGGAAACUCCUGUGAAUACCUACAGUCCCUUAAGAUGCGCCUCCUCCAGUAUAUCCAAACCUUCUACCUCACUGUGUUCUCCCGGCUACCAGCGGGCUGCGAGCACUUGAUCCGCAGCAUCCUUGUUGCUGGCCACUGCUAUGGCCCCAUGGAUCCCGUCAGCAACGUAAUUAUCAGCUCCAUCUGGUAUGACAGGUGGUGUCCACUCCCGGAGGCUGACCGCAAGGGGAUCCAAGCAUAUGACAUAUUGAACACCUGCUACAUGCUUCGAACACAAGCUCGUUCCCUAAAAGGCCUUCUAUGCUUAGCCUGUGCAUUGGACCCCACAUUGACGGAGGAAUGUGCUGCGAAGGCCCUUCGUGACAACACUUGCGACUUAUUUGGGAAAUUGUCGGGAGUGUUUCCACUAGGAUCAGGUUCUUCCAAUAUUUUUCAUAUGGCGGCCAAGGCUGCUGGACACCCUCUGCCUGCUGGCCUAGGAUUGCUUUACCAACAGCUGGCACAAGUGCCUGCGAGAUUUGCUCAGCUCUCCUCUUUGAUAACUUCGAGCAGGGUGUUAUCCCCUGAUGUUUGCAAUCAAAUAGCUGCCUUUCUGGAAGGGGAAUUCAAAAUCACUCCACAUGUGCAGAAUGAGUUGCAGGCUCAGGCUCCUAAACUAUGCAAAGAGGCAUUGAAAACACUGUCAAGAAAGAGAUCAGGACAUGGGUGCAAGACUGAAUUCAUUCGUUUUAAGCUUGCACAACUACUGGAUAAGUAUGCCUCUGAGCAUCCUUGGGAACCAAAAUAUGUGCUGAACUUCAUUUGUGGUGUGGAGGAAAGGGGUCCUUUAUUCACAGUGUGCUACCGUGUUAAUUUUAUGGCCACUCCCGAAUCACAGGAUGAGAACACACUUUUCUUUGCUGAAUUCUGGGUUUCAUAUCCUCAGCCGCCAAAACCAAAUUUCUGCUGCCCUUUGCAACAGCCAUAUAGUGGACGUUGCUACUUUGGCGAGGCUUCUGCAAGGAAGAUUGUUUAUCCGUGUUCCACAGAGUACUUUAUGUCUGACAUUACUGCAUAUGGAACAAAGGACGCAGAAGACAUACUAGACACCGAUUUUGUCUAUUUUGACUCUCGGAGGGACCUGAAGUUUGCAACCGAUGUGAACAGCUACUAUGCACCAGGGUUCCCUGUGCUAUCGAGGCCGAUUGUCUUGGCCACUGACGAGGAGCUAAAGAUGUUGGGCCCAUAA